Molecule: messenger RNA, 1349 nt
Organism: Tigriopus californicus
Lineage: Eukaryota; Metazoa; Arthropoda; Copepoda; Harpacticoida; Harpacticidae
Product: myosin-2 essential light chain-like
Exons: 4
Coding region: 144-599 (151 amino acids)
Cellular component (GO): myosin II complex
Molecular function (GO): calcium ion binding
Source: RefSeq, a predicted model, not a curated record
UCUAUCCGCGUCAAGUCUGAGAAACACAUACACGAGUGUCAAAUACGUGAAAAGAGCUCGAAGUCGACUCUUUUAGUGGGAUAAUUCUCUUUCCGAGUUUGGAUUCAGUCUCUUUGGGAACUCGGAGAGCAUCCGACGACAGGAUGUCGGGGAAGACUGGUCUUUUUUCCGAGGACCAAAUCGCCGAGUUUCAAGAGGCAUUCAUGCUCUUUGACACCAAGGGCGAUGGUAUGAUCCCGGCCAACCAAGUGGGCGAAGUGGUCCGAGCCUUGGGUCAGAACCCCACGGAGGCCGAUAUCCGACGUUUGGUCCAGAACAACAACAAUGAGGGGCGUGUCACUUUCGAGACAUUUCUGCCCAUCCUCCAUGCCGUGUCGCAAAAGCAAAUGACGGACACCGUGGAUGACUUCGUGGAAGGUCUUCGCCAUUUUGACAAGGAUGGAGCCGGAUUCAUGUCCAGUGCUGAACUCCGACACAUGCUCACUUCUCUGGGCGAGAAGAUGACUGAGGAGGAGGUUGAGGUUCUCAUCCAUGGCCAAGAGGAUUCUCAAGGAAACAUCAACUACGAGGAUUUCGUUAAGAUGGUGUUAGCCAACUAGACACCCGCCUCGGACUCGGGCUUGUCCCAUAAACCCGCCUCGGUCGCCCUGGGGAACCUAUGAUCCGCACCCUGGUGGCCAGGUCUCACCAUCAAUCAAAUGCUAUUUGAGUCAUGAUUGUGACUUGAAAGAGAGAACCAGGGCCCUCCAACUCACUUGGCUCUCGUGCGCCGGAUCUGUCUCUUCUGCCUCAAAAAAAACCUGCUUUUGUCUACUGCUUAAGGAAAAAAGCCCCAUUUGUAAACUUACGUAUCAUAUUACUAUUAUCAUUAUUACGAUUAUUAAUCUUAUUACCAUUAGUCUAAUGUCGAACCUCUUCUCCCUUAUCUGCUACAUAUACAUAGAAACAUCUUCUCCCGCGCUAAAAAAAAAAUACAUCAUUUAUCCAUUUUUAUUCAUGUUUGCAUGCAGUCGAAGGAAGCAGCAUAUUCCAAUUUUUAAUGUAUCAUGGAAAUGAAUUUAGUUCUUAAGGCACACUCUUCUUUUUGUUGUUAUCGUAUCCCUUUUACGUUACGCUUCAUACAUAAAUACACUAUUUAUGAUCUUAAGUUAAUGUUUGCCCUGGAUCAAUUAAUCAAUUCUCCGGCAUUCCGCUGAAAAACAACACUAUGAAGAUUCAUAAGCCGUGUCAGCGCAAAUAAAAGACAUUUUCUUAUGCUUUUGAACACUACAGCAAAGUUCCACAAAAAUGUUCAUGCAUGAAAUAUAUAUUUGAAAGAAAAUACACUUAUCCUCGUAUUACUGUACCGA